This is a messenger RNA of Sceloporus undulatus (fence lizard), 1999 nucleotides long. Its product is annotated as acyl-coenzyme A synthetase ACSM3, mitochondrial-like. The transcript is spliced from 14 exons. NCBI's taxonomy places the organism in Eukaryota, Metazoa, Chordata, Lepidosauria, Squamata, Phrynosomatidae. The record is from RefSeq and is a predicted model, not a curated record. Gene Ontology annotation, cellular component: mitochondrial matrix. Gene Ontology annotation, molecular function: fatty acid ligase activity; fatty-acyl-CoA synthase activity. Gene Ontology annotation, biological process: fatty acid biosynthetic process; acyl-CoA metabolic process.
UCCAGCCUUAUCUCUCUGCAACUUGCUUCCCCCUGAAAAGUUUGAAAGAGGCCACGCAACGCAAUCUGCAUUUGCAUCAUUCCAGAGUUGAACAGUUUCAAGACAAUUUUGGCAACGAUUCCUACAAGUGGUUCAUGAAGAAAACACAUUGAACGUGAGAGACUGUGGAAGAAUGCACCAUGGCAUGCGCCACCUUAACCGUUGCAAUAUUGUGGAAGGGUCCAUCCUUGAAGGCUUUACACACUUUGGGUUUAGCUCCUGCCAGAUGCUUCAGCAAACACCAGCUGGCUCUUGCCGCUCAGAACUUUUCAGAUUACGAAUCCAUCCAAGAACAAUAUAAGCCAGAGGUGCCAGAAUACUUCAACUUUGCCAAAGAUGUGGUGGACAAGUGGGCCAAAGCAGAAAGGGAAGGAAAGCGGCUUUCAAACCCAGCUCUGUGGUGGGUCAGCGAAAACAACCAAGUUAAGUGGAGCUUUGUGGAGUUGUCGGUCCUUUCCAAGAAAGUGGCCAGAGUGCUUUCUGAUCACUGCAGCCUGAAGAAAGGGGACAGAGUGGUAGUCAUCCUGCCACGCAUCCCUGAAUGGUGGCUCUUGAAUGUGGCUUGUAUCCGAACAGGUACCAUCAUGAUUCCCGCAACAACACAGCUGACCUCAAAAGACAUUCUGCACCGACUGCAGACAUCACAAGCCAGGUGUAUCAUCACAGACCAGGUUCUGGCCCCUGCUGUAGAUUCAGUUGCUUCCAAAUGCCCAUCUCUAGAAUCCAAACUGAUUGUGUCCAGGGAACCUAGAGAAGGAUGGCUAGACUUCAACCACUUGCUGAAACUUGCGCCUGCUGAGCACAACUGUGUGGUCACAAAGAGCCAAGACCCAAUGGCAAUCUAUUUCACCAGCGGUACAACUGGUGCUCCAAAAAUGACUGAACAUUCUCACGGCAGCCAUGGAAUUGGACUUGGUAUUAAUGGAAAGUAUUGGCUUGAUUUGACCCCUUCGGACAUAAUGUGGAAUACGUCAGACACUGGCUGGGCAAAAUCAGCAUGGAGUAGUGUUUUCGCGCCAUGGAUUCAAGGAGCAUGUGUGUUUGUACACAACAUGCCUCGUUUUGAGCCAAAGCCUGUCCUUGAAACUUUGUCCAAAUUUCCUAUCACAACUUUCUGUUCUCCUCCAACUGCUUACUGAAUGCUGGUACAACACAAGUUAACCAGUUAUAAGUUCCACAGUCUCAAACACUGCCUCAGUGCUGGAGAACCCAUGAACCCAGAAGUGAUGGAAGAUUGGAAAACAGAAACUGGGCUGGAUAUCUAUGAAGGCUAUGGGCAGACAGAAACAGUGCUGGUUUGUGGGACUUUCAAAGGGAUGAGAAUUAAGCCAGGCUCUAUGGGGAAACCUUCUCCAGCCUAUGACACUCAGAUAGUUGAUGAAGAAGGUAAUAUUUUGCCUUCUGGAAAGGAAGGUGACAUUGGUAUCCGAAUAAAACCUACAAGGCCAUUUUGUCUUUUCACUCAGUACACGGAUGAUCCAGAAAGAACAGCUUCAACCAUCCGUGGGGAUUUCUACAUCACUGGGGACAGAGGAAUCAAAGAUGAAGACGACUACUUCUGGUUUGUAGGAAGAGCAGAUGACGUCAUCAAUUCAGCCGGAUACCGCAUUGGGCCAUUUGAAGUGGAAAAUGCAUUGAUAGAACAUCCUUCGGUAGUAGAAUCGGCUGUUGUUAGCAGCCCAGACCCUGUGAGAGGAGAGGUUCUGAAAGCUUUUGUGGUUUUGGCACCUAACUAUGUUUCACAUGAGCCAGAAGCAUUGGUUAAGGAACUACAGGACCAUGUAAAAAAGGUCACUGCCCCUUACAAGUAUCCCAGAAAGGUGGAGUUUGUGCCACAUCUGCCAAAGACAAUCAGUGGGAAAAUCAGGAGAAACGAACUGCGCAAGAAGGAAUGGGGGAAAGCUUAGAGUUAUCGCUAUUUACUUCCACUUUGUUCUAAGAAUGAAAAGUUUUAUAUCGA